Messenger RNA from Amoebophrya sp. A120, 212 nucleotides. NCBI's taxonomy places the organism in Eukaryota, Dinophyceae, Syndiniales, Amoebophryaceae. The record is from the annotation of a GenBank genome assembly.
AUCGCGUGAAGUCAUUGGCACGUUGAUAGUAUGGGCGGUAGGAUCGAACAUUCAUCUUCUUGCAGCUAUUUCGGUUUGUGUGUUUGAACUAAGAAAGCUUUGUCCCUUCCAUGAUGAUCUCUCUGCGUCUCGGGUAACCAAAACCUGUGACGGCACUGUGGCCUCGGCUUUUCGUGCGAUCAAGUAGUUGGGCAAAACCGCUCAAGAUCGGG